Messenger RNA from Drosophila elegans, 3613 nucleotides. It is a transcript of the gene Tao, whose product is annotated as serine/threonine-protein kinase Tao. The coding region runs from base 437 to 3460 and encodes 1007 amino acids. The transcript has 13 exons. The record is from RefSeq and is a predicted model, not a curated record. NCBI's taxonomy places the organism in Eukaryota, Metazoa, Arthropoda, Insecta, Diptera, Drosophilidae. Gene Ontology annotation, biological process: protein phosphorylation. Gene Ontology annotation, molecular function: protein kinase activity; ATP binding.
UCUCCACCUCUACCGCUUGCUGUGUGUGUGAACUGAACUCAACUUUACGGAAUUUAAUUAAGCAAACGAAAACGAGUGAAGAAAAGUUGGAAAAGCGUUGCGGAGUGGGGUUUCCGUAGAUGGGAUCGACAUUCCUCUAAUUUUCGGCACCUCGAGAUGCGUAGCAAGUGCGGAAAAGUGAACGCAAACGCAACGCGUGUGCAGUGCAGGGCAAAUCGCAGCAAGGCAAAUAACAGCAGCAGCAGGCGUGAAGAAAGCGACGCAUGAGGGAAAAAUGCAUACAGAUGCGAAAACCAAGAGCCAGUCGCGCUGAUAAACAAGCAAGCACUAAUUAAUUGCCAAAUACCUUCCAACCCAGCCGAGUCGACCACUGGAACUGCAGACGAAGAGCAGGCGGGACCACUGAGUGAGCUGGGCUAGAGCAUGAGAGACAGCCAUGCCUUCGGCACGACCUGGUAGUCUCAAGGAUCCGGAAAUAGCCGACCUGUUCAACAAGCAUGACCCGGAGAAGAUAUUCGAGGACCUGCGCGAAAUCGGCCAUGGGUCGUUCGGAGCGGUCUAUUAUGCCCGCUGCAACCUCACCAAGGAGAUCGUGGCCAUUAAGAAGAUGUCCUACACCGGCAAGCAGAGCCAGGAGAAGUGGCAGGACAUUCUCAAAGAGAUACGCUUUCUUCGCCAAUUGAAUCACCCAAACACCAUCGAAUACAAGGGAUGCUAUCUGCGCGAGUCGACCGCCUGGCUGGUGAUGGAGUACUGUGUGGGCUCCGCAUCGGACAUCAUCGAGGUGCACAAGAAGCCGCUGCACGAGGACGAGAUCGCCGCCAUUUGCCUGGGCGUGCUCAGUGGCCUGAGCUAUCUGCACUCGCUGGGGCGCAUCCAUCGCGACAUCAAGGCGGGCAACAUUCUGCUCACGGACAACGGCGUCGUCAAGCUGGCCGACUUUGGCAGCGCCGCCAUUAAGUGUCCGGCCAACAGCUUCGUCGGCACGCCCUACUGGAUGGCCCCCGAGGUGAUUCUGGCCAUGGACGAGGGCCAGUACGACGGCAAGGUGGACGUGUGGUCGCUGGGCAUCACCUGCAUCGAGCUGGCGGAGCGCAAGCCGCCGUACUUUAACAUGAACGCCAUGUCGGCGCUCUACCACAUUGCCCAGAACGAAUCGCCGACCCUUCCGAAGAACGACUGGUCGGACGCGUUCUGCAGCUUUGUCGAACUGUGCCUCAAGAAGAUGCCAGCGGAGCGACCCUCGUCGGCCAAGCUGCUGACCCACGCCUACGUGACCCGACCGCGCUCCGACACCGUGCUGCUGGAGCUGAUCGCACGCACCAAGUCAGCCGUGCGCGAGCUGGACAACCUCAACUACCGCAAGAUGAAGAAGAUACUCAUGGUGGACACCUGCGAGACGGAGAGCGCCGUGGGCGAUGCCGACGACCAACAGGAUGACCAUGCCGGCGGCGAUAGCAGCAAGAGCAAUAGUAUUACUUCGGAACACUCCAUACACUCGGUGGGUGUAUCGGCGGCCAGUAGUCAGAGCUCCUCAUCCAAUUCCAUACCGGCUGCGGCCCAGAAUCAUCACCAUAUCGCUGCGCACCACCACCAACAGGCGGCCAACGCUGCUGUGGCGGCAGCAAUGCAGCACCACCAUCACCAUCCACACCAGCAGCAGCCACCGCCCAGCUGGCCCAGCGGCCAACAGCAGGGGCAGCCGGUUCCGCCCGGAGCCGUGUCCCGCAACUCGUCUCGCCAUCGUAACCGGCCGCCGCUGCCCAACAUAAUGCACAGCAUGAACAACAAUGUGACGCCAACCAACUCGGCGUCGGUGGUGCCGGCACCAGCGCCUGCUCCGGUGCCCCCGCUGGUGGAUCGCAUACAGCCCAUCCAGCCGCGCUAUCUGACGACGCCCGCAGCCCAGGCGGCCGUUUACGCGGCCAGUUCGGCAUCCUCGCAACAGGCCAUCUCCAAUGCAGUCAACGAUCACGGGCCCAACAACUUCGCCACCAUACGCACCACCAGUAUUGUGACCAAGCAGCAGAAGGAGCACAUGCAGGAGGAGAUGCACGAGCAGAUGUCCGGCUACAAGCGGAUGCGGCGCGAGCACCAGGCGCACCUGGUCAAACUGGAGGAGAAGUGCAAGGUGGAUAUGGAGGCGCACAAGACGGCCCUGGACAAAGAGUACGAUACACUGCUGCAUAACUUCACCAGGGACCUCGAGCGGCUUGAGACCAAGCACCAGCAGGACGUGGAACGGCGAUCGAAACAGACGAGCGCCGCCGAGAAGAAACUACACAAAGAGAUUACGCUGAAGCAGGAGGGCGACCGAAAGGUGUAUGACCUCAAUCGCAAGAAGGAGUACAAGGCGAACAAGGAGCGCUGGAAGCGGGAGCUCUCCAUGGACGAGUCCACGCCCAAGCGGCAGCGCGAUCUGACCCUGCAGUCGCAGAAGGACAACCUGAAGCAGCACGAAGCUCAGGAGGAGCAGCGGAUGCUGCAGGCGCAGAAGCAGUACAUCGAGUUGGAGAUGCGAAAGUUCAAGCGCAAGCGCAUGAUCAUGCAGCACGAGCACGAGGACCAGCAGCUCCGCGAUGAGCUCGGAAAGAAGGAGCAGCAGCUGCAGCAGGCGCACGAAAUGCUCGUUAGGCACCACGAAAAGACACAGGAGCUGGAGUACCGCCAGCAGAAGAGCGUGCACCAGCUGCGCGAGGAGCAGAUAAACAAGCAACACGACACAGAGUUGCACAAUCAAAAAGACUACAUGGACCGCAUCAAGAAGGAGCUGGUGCGCAAGCAUGCGGUCGAGCUAAGGCAACAGCCCAAGAGCUUGAAGCAAAAGGAGCUCCAGAUACGCAAGCAGUUCCGGGAAACUUGCAAGACGCAGACGAAGCAAUACAAGCGCUACAAGGCGCAAGUGCUGCAGACGACACCAAAGGAUCAACAAAAGGAGGUCAUCAAGCAGCUGAAAGAAGAAAAGCAUCGCAAGCUGACGCUGUUGGGCGAACAGUACGAGCAAAGCAUUGCGGAUAUGUUCCAAAGUCAGAGCUACAAACUAGACGAAAGCCAAGUGAUCGAGUGCCAACGUACCCACGAGCAGCUGGAGUACGAGCUGGAGAUGCUCACUGCCUACCAGAACAAGAACAAGAAGCAGGCGCAGGAGCAGCGCGAUCGCGAGCGCCGGGAGCUGGAGAACCGCGUCAGCGUGCGGCGAGGUCUGCUCGAGAACAAGAUGGACGCCGAGUUGCAGCAAUUCAACCAGGAACGGCUAGAGCGCUUGCACAUGAAACGCGAGAAGCAUACUAAAGAAUUGGAAGCAUUUGAUAACGAAUCAAUUGCCUUAGGUUUCAGCACUUUAUCACUAGUUGAGGUCUCCCGUGAAGCCUAUGCAGAUGAGGAGGGAAGUCUAUCUGGUUCAAUGAUUAGUUUAGCCCAUAGCAAUAGUUCAACAAGUUUUCCGGCUGGCUCGCUAUAGCAUAGACAACAACAACACGGCCAGCCACAACAACAAGUGUUUAGUAAUAUAAACUACUUCAAUUUUAAUGGAAAUUAUAAAGCCAAUAGUACGACACCAACAUCAACAACAACAACAACAACUAGAACUCGACAAAAGCAACAAAGAUCGCAG